UGAGCCUCUUCUUUCAGAGGAAGAAGUUCGGCCAUAAACCCUUAUCUCCUUCCUCUUGAACUCCAUCUAAACCUACUUCUCCACAGGAAGAAGAUAUCCUUAGAUUCACGCAUAGUUUCUGUCAGUCUUCAUAUUUUCUAUUUGACUAAUUCUCUCUACCUUAGCCAUGCCGAAGCAUUACAGGCCACCGGGUAAGAAGAAAGAAGGGAACGCUGCAAGAUAUAUCACCAGAUCCCUGGCUGUUAAGUAUCUUCAGGUCACCCUAUCUAAUUUCAGGAGACUAUGCAUCCUAAAAGGUGUCUUUCCAAGGGAACCAAAGAAGAAGGUCAAGGGAAAUCAUCAGACAUACUACCACAUGAAGGAUAUUGUGUUCCUUAAACACGAACCUUUACUUGAGAAGUUCCGAGAUAUGCGAGCAUAUGACAGGAAGGUUAAAAAAGCAUUGUUCAAGAAGAACAAAGAUCUCGCAGAACGUUUGCUCACCAGAAAACCUACUUACACACUAGAUAUGCUAAUCAGAGAGAGGUACCCUAAGUUCAUUGAUGCUUUAAGAGACCUUGAUGACUGUCUUACCAUGGUACACCUUUUUGCUUCAUUGCCUGCUGUGGAAAGGCAGAAAAUUGAAGUGAAGCGAAUUCAUAAUUGUAGAAGGUUGAGUCACGAAUGGCAGGCCUACAUAUCUCGCACUCAUAAGUUGCGAAAAACAUUCAUAUCUGUCAAAGGCAUAUAUUACCAGGCUGAUGUCAAGGGACAAAAGAUCACCUGGCUAACACCUCAUGCUUUGCAGCAAGUCUUACCUGAGGAUGGGGUUGUGGAUUACAAAGUCAUGCUCACCUUUUUGGAAUUUUAUGAGACUCUUCUUGCUUUCAUAAAUUUCAGACUUUAUCAUUCAGUAAAUGUUAGUUACCCGCCCAUCCUCGAUCCUCGGCUAGAAGCUUUAGCAGCAGAUCUUUAUGCUUUAUCAAGGUACAUUGAUGUCAGUUCUAAGGGCCUGAUGCCAGAAUCUCAAGAUCUCAGCUCAUCAGUAUCUGAAGAUGAAUCCAGGAAAAAGGGGACAGAGACUGAGUCUGAACUUAGGAUGGCACAGCUUCAGCACCACCUUCCUUCCAAUGUACCUGGUGCAUUGAUGAACCUGGUUGGCGGAGAUCAGACAGAGGAUGAUGAUGACGAAGACACUAAAGAGUGCAAGAAUCUCUUUAAGAAUGUCAAGUUCUUCCUCAGUCGUGAGGUACCAAGAGAAUCAAUGCUCUUUGUCAUACCUGCUUUUGGUGGUGUGGUGUCCUGGGAAGGAGAAGGUGCUCCAUUCACUGAAUCUGACCAGAGUAUUACUCAUCAGGUUGUUGACAGGCCAACACAGGGGCGCAGGUUCCUUUCAAGAGAGUAUAUUCAGCCUCAAUGGGUGUUUGAUUGUAUUAAUUCGAGAAUUAUAUUGCCAGUUGAGGAGUAUCUGGUUGGGAAGGUUCCACCCCCACACUUGUCUCCUUUCAUUGACAAUGAGGCAGAAGGUUAUGUUCCUGAGUAUGCAGAUACUAUAAAACGCCUACAGGCUGCUGCAAGAAGAGAAGUUCUUCCAAUGCCAGGUAUGGGUAAAGAAGAUGUGGAUGACCCACAAAAUUUACUGGCGGAAGGUAUCAUUGAUAGGACAGAAGCUUUUGAAGCCACUGAGAAAAAGCGGAAGAUGAUGGUCCUGGAGAAGCAGUACCAUGAUGAGCUGAAGAAGGAACUUGAAGGUGUGGUGCCCUCUUCAACUUCAAAUAUUGAUGAUAAUGACAUGGAGGAACAAGAACCUCUACCCGAUCAACAAGUUGCAGAGGAUUCUUCUAGCCUUUCUACAGUUGUGAUGUCUCGUAAGAAGAGGAAGCUUUAUGAAGCCAUGAUGAUUGGCAACAAGAGAAAGCAGGCUAAUGUUGGUCUCUUGAAGAAUAGGAAGAAAAAGAUUGAUGAAGCCAAAAAUGCCUGAGCACAGAGAUCUCAAAUUACCUGAACAAUCAACAAACUUUUGUGCUAUCAUGUUGUUCUGGACUCCCUUUUGAUUAUUUUUCUCAAAUUCUAUUUCUUGUUUUAAUACAAAACAUCUAUAGAUUGGAUGGGUAACAAGUGUUUGAAAUAUCUCUACUCUUAACAAUUUUGAUCCUAUUUCAAGUUAGUCUUUG
Impatiens glandulifera is the source of this 2153-nucleotide messenger RNA. RefSeq names its product pescadillo homolog. The transcript is spliced from 13 exons. Gene Ontology annotation, molecular function: RNA binding. The record is from RefSeq and is a predicted model, not a curated record. Gene Ontology annotation, biological process: maturation of LSU-rRNA from tricistronic rRNA transcript (SSU-rRNA, 5.8S rRNA, LSU-rRNA); ribosome biogenesis. NCBI's taxonomy places the organism in Eukaryota, Viridiplantae, Streptophyta, Magnoliopsida, Ericales, Balsaminaceae. Bases 167 to 1960 code for a protein of 597 amino acids. Gene Ontology annotation, cellular component: PeBoW complex; nucleolus.